Messenger RNA from Ceratitis capitata (Mediterranean fruit fly), 2413 nucleotides. RefSeq names its product protein O-mannosyl-transferase 2 (gene twisted). The transcript has 13 exons. Gene Ontology annotation, biological process: protein O-linked glycosylation via mannose. Gene Ontology annotation, molecular function: dolichyl-phosphate-mannose-protein mannosyltransferase activity. Bases 130 to 2280 code for a protein of 716 amino acids. The record is from RefSeq and is a predicted model, not a curated record. Lineage: Eukaryota; Metazoa; Arthropoda; Insecta; Diptera; Tephritidae. Gene Ontology annotation, cellular component: membrane; endoplasmic reticulum.
UAAAGCAGAGAGUGCGUUGUUAGCAGUUUGUUGACACGUCAUAUUGUUAUAUUACGAAGGCAUGGUUUGUGUUCAUAUAAAAUAUAAAUAAAUAAUUUUUAAAGGAAAUAUUAUAAAAACAAAUAAAUAAUGAAAGUCAUUGAUAAAAUCGAACCAAGUACUAAAGCCAUUCAGUUGAACAGGUGGACAGUGUUUUGGGCGAUCACAGUUUUGACUAUUUGUACUCGUUACUACAAAGUGACUGAACCUGAUCAUGUUUGCUGGGAUGAAACGCAUUUCGGAAAAAUGGGUAGCUGGUACAUUAAUAGAACGUUUUUCUUCGAUGUCCAUCCACCAUUGGGGAAGAUGCUUAUUGGACUCUCUGGUUACUUGACUGGGUAUAAUGGCACUUUUCCAUUUGAGAAACCGGGUGAUAAAUAUAAUGGCACUCGCUACGAGGGAAUGCGUUAUUUUUGUACUACUUUGGGAGCGCUUAUAAUGCCCAUGGCUUUCGAUACCGUUUAUGAAAUGACCCAUUCAUGUGAAGCAGCCGUGAUAUCUACGCUUUAUUUAUUAUUUGAUGUUGGACUUUUAACAUUAAAUCAAUACAUACUGCUCGACCCAAUUUUGCUCUUCUUCAUGACAGCUUCAAUUUGGGGCAUGACAAAGUCAUCGAGCCUCACUUCAACUGGAUCAUCUUAUACCUUUCGUUGGUGGUUUUGGCUGUUCUUUACCGGCACCAUGCUAGCAUGCACAACUUGUACAAAAUUUGUGGGUCUUUUCGUGGUUAUGCUUGUGGGUUUGCACACAAUUUAUGAGAUUUGGAUAAUAUUUGGAGAUUUGGAAAAACCAUUUAUGGAGAGUGUUAAGCAGCUAACCUGUCGAGCAUUGGCCUUAAUUGUUUGGCCAAUUCUACUUUACUUAUUCUUCUUCUACGUUCAUCUUGUUGUCUUGAAUCGGAGUGGAAACGGCGAUGGCUUCUACAGUUCAGCUUUUCAAUCACGUCUCAUUGGUAACUCUUUAUAUAAUGCCAGUAUGCCACGCGAAGUAGCUUAUGGAGCAAUUGUAACUAUAAAAAAUCAUAAAACUGGAGGAGGAUACUUACAUUCUCAUUAUCAUUUAUACCCGAAGGGAAGUGGAGCGCGGCAACAACAGGUCACUACAUACACUCAUAAGGAUGAUAACAAUAAGUGGCUCAUCAAACCGCACAACAAAAACGUAGGUAAACAAAUAAAAUACGUCAUGCAUGGAGAUCUUAUAAGACUGGAACAUGUUGCCACAAAACGAAAUCUGCAUUCUCACGGUGAACUGGCUCCAGUGACUAAACGGCAUUUUCAAGUUACAGGAUACGGCGAGGAUGGACAAGGUGAUGCUAAUGACAUUUGGCGAAUUAUUAUGGUUGAUAAUAAACGCAAUGCGAGUGUAAAAGCCGUUACAACAAAUUUCUUGCUUGUUCAUUAUAUGCAAAAUUGCGCUCUUACGGCAAGCGGAAAACAGCUCCCGAAAUGGGGAUUUGAGCAACAGGAAGUCUCUUGUAAUCCUAAUUUAAGAGAUAAAAAUGCAUUUUGGAAUGUUGAAGAUAAUAAAAACAAAAAGCUUAAAAGUGUCAACCUCAAUAUGUAUGCACCUGGAUUUUUUUCGACAUUUAUGGAAUCACACGCGGUUAUGUUUCAAGGCAAUGCCGGACUGAAACCAAAAGAAGGGGAACUGACCAGUAAACCGUGGCAAUGGCCAAUCAAUUACAGAGGGCAAUUCUUUUCCGGAACUUCUUAUCGGAUAUACUUGCUGGGAAAUCCCAUAAUUUGGUGGUCCAAUUUGAUUUUUCUAGUUGCGUUUUUGUUCGUUUCGUCAAUAAUUGUCAUUAAACAACGUCGUUUAAAUGGUCGAAAACUUCGUGAGAAUAAGGCGAUAAAUCAGCUAGCUUUGCCUGCUUGUAAACCAGCAAUCACAAUUAACGAAAAUGGUGACGAACUAAGUUGCUCUCUGAAAGCGGCAGCAUGGUUUUUUAUUGGAUGGCUUACACAUUACCUUCCCUUCUGGGCCAUGGGCCGGAUUCUUUACUUUCAUCAUUACUUUCCAGCUUUAAUAUAUAAUUCACUGUUAACAGGUGCUAUGUAUAACUAUCUAUCAAGCUACCUGCCAAAAUGGAUGCAACAAGCGCUGUUUGGGGCAAUAAUAUCUGUCCUAACCUACAGCUUUGUAUUGUUCUCACCACUUGCUUAUGGAAUGAGCGGUCCUUUAGCUAAUGAACCAAAUUCUGCAAUGCAUAGCUUAAAGUGGCUGUCAUCCUGGGAAUUCUAAUUUUUAAAUAUUAAUUAAAUUAUUAAAUUUUCAUCUCAUUGAAUUCUUAUAAUACUCGUAGCCUUUUAAAUGACUCAUCCACUGAAAGAUUCAUUAAACUUUUAUAUUAAUUUCAUCAAAUAUGUAAAUAUAU